Molecule: messenger RNA, 1068 nt
Organism: Gossypium raimondii (Peruvian cotton)
Lineage: Eukaryota; Viridiplantae; Streptophyta; Magnoliopsida; Malvales; Malvaceae
Product: chlorophyll a-b binding protein of LHCII type 1
Exons: 1
Coding region: 116-913 (265 amino acids)
Biological process (GO): response to light stimulus; photosynthesis, light harvesting in photosystem I
Cellular component (GO): chloroplast envelope; plastoglobule; chloroplast thylakoid membrane
Source: RefSeq, a predicted model, not a curated record
GGAUUACGGAAUCUCUACUCUCAAAACUCCCUAUAUAAACCUUGAGUAUUUGCAUUCUUUCUAUCAUUCUCAAAACCUUCCAUCACCCAAGAAAAGUUCUCACUUCACAAUCACAAUGGCCGCGGCAACAAUGGCCCUCUCUUCCCCAUCCUUUGCCGGAAAGGCUGUCAAGUUCUCUCCUUCCACUCCUAAAAUCCAGGGCAAUGGGCGUGUUUCCAUGAGGAAAACUGCCACCAAGCCUGCUGCCUCUGGAAGCCCAUGGUACGGCCCUGACAGAGUUUUGUACUUGGGUCCACUCUCCGGUGAGCCUCCAUCCUACUUGACCGGAGAGUUCCCUGGUGACUACGGUUGGGACACUGCUGGACUUUCAGCUGACCCAGAGACCUUUGCUAGGAACCGUGAGCUAGAAGUCAUCCACUGCAGAUGGGCCAUGUUGGGAGCUCUGGGAUGUGUUUUCCCUGAGCUUUUGGCUAGGAAUGGAGUCAAGUUCGGCGAGGCCGUGUGGUUCAAGGCUGGAUCUCAGAUCUUCAGCGAGGGUGGACUUGACUACUUGGGGAACCCAAGCUUGAUCCACGCUCAAAGCAUCUUGGCCAUCUGGGCAUGCCAAGUAAUAUUGAUGGGAGCUGUGGAGGGUUACCGUAUUGCUGGUGGCCCUCUUGGUGAGGUGACUGAUCCAUUGUACCCAGGUGGUAGUUUUGAUCCAUUGGGUCUCGCUGAUGACCCAGAGGCAUUCGCUGAGCUCAAGGUCAAGGAGAUAAAAAAUGGGAGAUUGGCUAUGUUCUCCAUGUUCGGGUUCUUCGUCCAAGCCAUAGUGACCGGAAAGGGACCAUUGGAGAACUUGGCCGACCAUCUUGCCGACCCUGUCAACAACAAUGCCUGGGCUUAUGCCACCAAUUUUGUCCCCGGAAAGUGAGGCUAGAGAAUGAUUUGUGUGUGAUGUUAUUUGUUGUGUUUGUGGUUUAAAAUUGUCGCAAAUCAAUGAGAGAGAAUAAUGUGAAUUUUAUCUCUGUAAUUUCGUUCAAAAAGCUCAAGAAAUGGGGAAAACUUCCAGGAUUAUCACUUGUUUCA